AACUUUCAUUCCUUCCAAUCUCUGUCUGCGAUUUUUCAAUUGCUUACGCACUAAGAAGAAAACCUACUUUUUCUUAUUUCUUCUAAAAACCAUAGUCUGGAAUAAAACGUCUAUACUAAAGGAAUUGCAUCUGUCGGCGGGUUUUUCAACUAGAUUCAUUCUUUGGUAUUCGGUAUUUUGGGUAAUCUAUUUCGUUUUGUUUUCUGUUUUUUCCUUAUUUAUUUCAAAAAACAUGAGUUUUUGAAUUUAAUUAUAUAAGAAUCAGGUUAGUUUUGAAUAUUUUACCUAUAGUUUGCAUUUGCACUAUAAUAUUAUGGAUAAAGAAAGCGAAGCUCAGGACGGAAGUAAAAGGGCUUAUGCUUGCCCAUAUGACGAGUGUAACAAGUAUUACUCAAGGCCUUCGCUGCUGGAACAGCAUCUUCGUACACAUUCAAAUGAGCGCCCAUUCAUAUGUGAACAUAUAGGAUGUGGAAAGUCUUUUCUUCGUAACUCUCAUUUAAAAACUCACUUGCGGUCUCACACGAACAUUAAGCCCUUUAGUUGUGGCUAUGAGGGGUGUGCUUCUUCUUUCUAUACGCUUCAACAUCUUUUACGACAUGAAGUUGUCCACAAGAAACCAAGACCAUACGCUUGUACGUGGGCCGGUUGCAUAGAACGGUUUGCAAAACAUCAGCAGCUACGUUUGCACAUAGCUAAUGAACAUACUCAUUCAUCACCUUUUCCUUGCACCGUUGCAGGAUGUACCCAAGGAUUCUCGACGAAGCAGAGACUGCAAAAUCAUAUCGAUCGCUUUCACGAAAAAAUAGUGACUUACAAAUGUCCUCACGAGUCUUGCCUUAACAAUCUUGGUUUUGAGAAGUGGAGUCAGCUGCAAAGACACAUCCGUGAAGCUCACGUACCUACUUGCUCCAUUUGUGGAAAACGCUUUCGCAGUGCAGCUCAUCUUCGACAUCAUGUUACUCUUCAUAUGACAACACUUGAAGAAAGGAAGAGUUUUAAAUGUUUUUACGAAGGAUGCUCGAAAUCAUUUACUAGAGGUUCUGCAUUGAGAAAGCAUGUACAAGUAACGCACGAAGGUGUAUUACCUUUCUCUUGCCCUACUUGCGGAAUGAAGUUUGGAUACAAACAUAUGCUACAAAGGCAUACUGAGAAAAGUGCGUGUCCUGAAUUAAAUGCUUCUCCAGAAGAUGCAGCAAACAUAUCAAGAUCAACGCUUGUUCCUGUCGGUGACGAUGAAGAGAAAAAGUUGCCUCACAAUACUGAUAUUGAGCAGGUUGUAAAUCAAAUUACGGGAUACGGCUAUGAAGAUAAUCGCUUCUUCCCUUGUACAAUCCCUGGAUGUCAAUAUCGAUUCAAGAGACUUUACGAUCUUCAUAGACAUGCUGUUUCAUAUCAUGACUUGCCCACGGUUGAGGAAAGCACUCCUAGUGUAGAGGCCGUAUCCUCCUACUCUAUAUCAUGAGAGAAAAAAAAAAGAAGACACCAAUUUUUAUUAAUUUAUUAGCUAUAGCUUUUAAAAAUUUUAGUUAAUUUUUUUUCAAAAUAGAACAACGGAUCUUGAACAAACGUUUCUUUCCAGGGUAAUGUUCAAGGUAAAAACAUAAAGGCUGCGUGAGCGAAGAGGGGGAAAUAUAGGU
Messenger RNA from Schizosaccharomyces octosporus yFS286, 1637 nucleotides. RefSeq names its product RNA polymerase III transcription factor tfiiia. The coding region runs from base 314 to 1462 and encodes 382 amino acids. Gene Ontology annotation, biological process: regulation of transcription by RNA polymerase II. Gene Ontology annotation, cellular component: nucleus. The transcript has 2 exons. The record is from RefSeq and is a predicted model, not a curated record. NCBI's taxonomy places the organism in Eukaryota, Fungi, Ascomycota, Schizosaccharomycetes, Schizosaccharomycetales, Schizosaccharomycetaceae.